AGUAACUAUUCCCAUGAUACAGUAGAGUCAGUGGUUUCUUAAUAACAAGCCUAGUUCUAUAGAAGUCUUCCUACAGCUAUGCAAGCCAAGCAUAUAAGAGCUAUAACUCCUCUCAUCAUGACGCCUCAUACCUUGUCUGAACUAAAGUUUCAAGAUGCGAUUUGCGCGCGAAUCAAUUUCUCGUCUUUGUCAUCCCCCACAUCAUAGACUGCAUAAUGUGAUCUUCCACUGAGCCUCAACCCCGAAAUGCGUCUCCAAGUUAGAAGACCUCGAGAAUUACAAUUCCUCGUGGAGGGCUCUCGAUGUACUCGUGUCUUGUCAUACACGGCAACUUACAUUCUCAAGUCUCACAAGCCACGCACCUUGAUGAAUCAAUCUAAAUCAUACAGUGUCUAGAACAAUCCCUACAUGAUUCAUAUCCUGCCUUGCCUCGAAUCCAUGCUAUGCGUAAGGCAAGCACACGCUCAGUAUCUGUCACUCUUAUGCAUUUCCCUGGUGUUCAAGUAGCGGGAUCUAACGAUAUUCUGUAUUUGACUGUUCCAUUAAGGUACCCUCAAACUUCGAACUACCGCUUAGUGACGUCAAAUCAUAGGCCCCGAGACCCCUAAAAUCUGCGCGAUAACGGCAAAACAACGGCCCCCCACGUUCCGUUCCCGAGCUCAGCUCCCAAAAUUUCUACGGAUCGGCUCGAAAGCUCUCUCAAACCCUGUGAUCGAUCUCAAUAUCACGAGGCACUGCAACUCAACACCAUUAGGCAAAGAUCGCGCGUAAUCUAACUCCCAGGCAUUAGUUUCUCAUUUACUGUUGUCCGUCCACUCACUAAGGUCAAACUUUAUUCUACCUUCUUUUUCCGUAGCCUCGUUUGUUCUUAAGGAAUAAUAAUCAUGUCCAAGACUACUCUCGCUACUAUGGCCUGCCUAGGCGCAGGAGGUGGUGCUGCUAUCACUGCCGCCAUCUACUCCAUUCGAGGCGGUAAACGUGUCGAGGAGACCAAUACUCUAGCUACGCCUCCUCCGUCAACCUCAAACUCCUUCGCCGCUCUUCCUGCUACCACCGCCUCUCCCGCCGUUCCUCCCGCCCAAGUCUUCGGACCUCCAGCCACUGCGCCCUCCGGUUUGCCAAUCGACCCAAGCGCAAUCGUCAACCCUGGGGGCCUCUUCGACUACGGCUUUCCAGGCCCUAUCGCCGAUGUCGCCAACCGCUCUGGCCUCGUCUCUUCCUACGAUCGUCGUACACGAAACCCUCACUGGGUCGUCGAACAUAUCACACCUGCUUCUCUUGCCAUUCGCGAUGGUGAUCGAAAGCACAGCAGCUUUCUUGAGGAUGAUUCUGUGCCACAAAAGUUCCGGGCUCUGCUGAAGGACUACUACCGCAGCGGUUACGAUCGUGGCCAUCAGGUCCCUGCUGCCGACUGCAAAUGGUCUCAGAAGGCCAUGGACGACACUUUUUACCUCACAAACAUGUGCCCUCAGGUCGGCGAUGGCUUCAACCGUGACUACUGGGCUCACUUUGAGGACUUCUGCCGUCGUUUGACAGUCAAGUAUCCCUCAGUUCGCAUUGUCACAGGCCCUCUCUAUCUUCCCAAGAAGGAGGCAGAUGGCAAGUGGUACGUCAAGUACGAGAUGAUCGGCACUCCCCCUUCAGUUGCUGUGCCCACACACUUCUACAAGGUGAUCUUUGCUGAGGAUGGUCGCGUUGGUGGAAACGUCGCGCUGGGCGCUUUCGUUCUCCCCAACGCCCCCAUCUCUAACUCUAAGCCUAUCACCGAUUUUGAGGUUCCCCUCGAGGCUGUUGAGCGUGCUAGCGGUCUCGAAUUUGCUACUAAGCUACCACCUCAGCGAAGACGACGUCUGUGUUCUGACCACACCUGUGCGCUUGUGAUUCGAGACUUCGCGGAUAAGCAAAAGGCGUUCCCUAAGAAAUAGAUGGCUACCAAGCAUUUGUAUAGUGGAAAGGGGAAUAUUUGGUCUCUGCAUACAGGAAUGAAUGGCAUGAGGUGCUCUAUUGCCAGGCUCAAUGGAUUUAUAACAUAUACGGCUGCAUGAGAGCGUCACAAUUAUGUUACAUGUUUUAGCAUUUAGAAUUAUAUGCACCACCGAUAGCAUGUGCAUCUUGCCUACGGGCUCAAAUGAAUGAUGGGUAUACAAAAGUUUUCGAUUGACAUGUACAUUACAGUUUUUGAAAUCUGUGCCAUAUUCCCUAAGGAUACAGUGUAUGCUUGCUUUAGUUGCAAACAGUCAGCAUU
Molecule: messenger RNA, 2245 nt
Organism: Fusarium verticillioides 7600
Lineage: Eukaryota; Fungi; Ascomycota; Sordariomycetes; Hypocreales; Nectriaceae
Product: endonuclease G, mitochondrial
Exons: 2
Coding region: 885-1925 (346 amino acids)
Biological process (GO): apoptotic DNA fragmentation
Cellular component (GO): mitochondrial inner membrane; nucleus
Molecular function (GO): nucleic acid binding; RNA endonuclease activity; single-stranded DNA endonuclease activity
Source: RefSeq, a predicted model, not a curated record